GGAGGCCCUCCCAGAAUGCACUGCCUGGAAGCAGGAAGCCCCGCCUCCUUCCCUGGGAGCCUCCUCCCCUGAAGCUGCUCUCUCUGCUUUCUGGAAGCCAGCGGACUGCCUGCUGCCUGCUGUCUGCUGCCCGAUGCCCAAUGCCCGCUGUCUGCCCCCUGCUUCCCGAUGCCCAGUGUCUGCUGCCCGUGCCACCGGGCCUCGUCUGGCGUCAUGGAGACGGUGACAUUCAAGGAUGUGGCUGUGCGCUUCACCAAGAAGGAGUGGGGCCUCUUGGACCCCCCUCAGAAGGAGUUGUACAAGGAGGUCAUGCUGGAGAAUGCCCGGAACCUGCUCUCCCUGGGGCUUCCAGUUCCCAGAGAAGAUGUGAUCUCUUAUUUGGAGCCAAGGGAAGCACCAGGGAUGCUGGAGCAAGAAGGCCUGAGGCACUGCUCUGCAGAAGGAGAGAUCAGACUUGAAAUGAAGGAGAGUAGUGCAGAGCUAAGCCUUUCUCUGGAAGAAACUCACAAGCAAAGACUCACAAGUGACAGUCCCUGUGACUUCUCUUGGAGAGAAAUCUGUGCCACACAUCAGAGAAUCCCCACUGGAGAGAAACUGUAUGACUGUAAUCAAUGUGAAAAGACUUUCAGAUCCAGUGGCCAUCUUGCAGCCCAUCAGAGAAUUCAUACUGGAGAGAAACCUUAUGAAUGUAAUCAGUGUGGAAAGGCUUUUACACAGAAGUCUAGUCUUAAUGGGCAUCAUAAAAUCCACACUGGAGAGAAACCUUAUGAAUGUAAUCAAUGUGGAAAGGAUUUUAGAAAUAGGUCUAAACUUAAUAUGCAUCAGAGAAUCCACACUGGAGAGAAACCUUAUGAAUGUAAGCAGUGUGGAAAGCCUUUUACUCAGAGACACAUUCUUGUGGAGCAUCAGAGAGUACACACUGGAGAGAAACCUUAUGAAUGUAAGCAAUGUGGAAAGACUUUUAAACAGAGAUCUACUCUUCAUGUGCAUCAGAGAAUCCACACUGGAGAGAAACCUUAUGGAUGUAAGCAAUGUGGAAAGGCUUUCAGAUCCAGUUCCCAUCUUGCUACCCAUCAGAGAAUCCACACUGGAGAGAAAGCUUAUGAAUGUAAUCAGUGUGGAAAGGCUUACAAAUAUAAGAGCAGUCUGGGUGCACAUCGUAAGAUCCAUACUGGAGAGAAACCUUAUGAAUGUAAUCAAUGUGGAAAGACUUUUACACUGAGGUCUCGUCUUAAUGUGCAUCAGAGAAUCCACACUGGAGAGAAACCUUAUGAAUGUAAGCAAUGUGGAAAGGCUUUUAGAAAGAGGUCUCAACUUAAUGUGCAUCAGAGAAUCCACAGUGGAGAGAAACCUUAUGAAUGUAAGCAAUGUGGAAAGACUUUUACACUAAGGUCUCAUCUUAAUGUGCAUCAGAGAAUCCACAGUGGAGAAAAACCUUAUGAAUGUAAACAAUGUGUAAAGUCUUUUAGAAAGAAGUCUCAACUUAAUGUGCAUCAGAAAAUCCACAGUGGAGAGAAACCUUAUGAAUGUAAGCAAUGUGGAAAGGCUUUUAGAAAGAGGUCUAAACUUAAUGUGCAUCAGAGAAUCCACACUGGAGAGAAACCUUAUGAAUGUAAUCAAUGUGGAAAGGCUUUUACACAGAAAUCUAGUCUUACUGUACAUCAGAGAAUCCAUACUGGAGAGAAACUUUAUGAAUGUAAGCAAUGUUGAAAGGCUUUUAGAAAGAAAAACUCUCUUGUUCAACAUCAGAGAAUCCACACUUUGGAGAAACCUUAUGAAGUGGAAAGACUUUUACACAGAAUCCCCAUCUUACUCAACAUUAGUGAAUCCACUCAGGAGAGAAACCAUAUGAAUGUGGAAAGAGUUUUAGUCAGUGAGUCACUCUUGCUCAGUAUCAAAGAAUCCACAAUGAAGAGAAACCAUAUGAAUGUAAUCAAUAUGGAAAGGUUUUUACAUGGAGAGAUACUGUUGCUCUACAUCAAAGAAUCCACAUUGAGAGCAAUUAUGCCCGAAGAAUUAUUAAACUGCCUAUAACUUUUGACCCAGAAAUAUCACUAUACUAUCUCUUUGCAAACAUGAUUUGAGAAAAAGGAAAAUAUUUCAUAUGUUCUAGAAUAUUUAUAGCAGCUCUCUUUGUGCUCUUUGUAUGUUCCAGAAAAGAACUGGAAAUUUUGGAUAUACUAUCAAUUGGGGAAUGAUUGGGCAAAUUGUAAUAUAUGAUUGUGAAAGAAUCCCACUGUGCUAUAAGAAAUAAUGAGCUUGGGUUUUGAAAAACAUGGAAAAAAUUGAACAAAAUAAUGAAGAGGAGAGUAAGCACCACUAAGAGAAUGUUGUGUAUAGCAAUGCUGAUUGGCUGGGAUUUUCCCAGUAAACCAUCAUAUCAUCAGUGAACAGGGAUAGUUUAAGCUCUUUACCUGUCUUUAUGCCUUUACUUCCUUUCUCUUGUCUUAUUGCUGUUGUUAGCAUUUCCAAAAGAGGGGGGAGACUAACCAUCCUUGCUUCACCCCUGCAUUUAUUAGAAAAGAUCCUAAUAUAACCCUGUUUCAUGUGAUACUUUUAGUUUUAGAUAUAUGUUUUUGUGAUACUGAAAAUGGUCCCACCAACUCUAUACUUUUCAUUAUAUUUUUAGCAUAAGUGGGUUGUACUUUCAAACUACCAAAAAAGUAUUUCAUUGAGCUGUCAAAUAUUAAAAUAUAGCUUUUGUAUCUGCCUGUCUCCUACAAACAAAU
Molecule: messenger RNA, 2729 nt
Organism: Dromiciops gliroides (monito del monte)
Lineage: Eukaryota; Metazoa; Chordata; Mammalia; Microbiotheria; Microbiotheriidae
Product: zinc finger protein 571-like
Exons: 4
Coding region: 169-1710 (513 amino acids)
Biological process (GO): regulation of transcription by RNA polymerase II
Molecular function (GO): DNA-binding transcription factor activity, RNA polymerase II-specific; RNA polymerase II cis-regulatory region sequence-specific DNA binding
Source: RefSeq, a predicted model, not a curated record